AUGAGCAAGUUCGGUGUCAUGGUCAUGGGUCCGGCGGGCGCCGGAAAGUCCACGUUCUCGGCUGCCCUCAUUACCCACCUGCAGCUGAACCGCCGCUCCUCCUUCUACGUCAACCUCGACCCGGCCGCCGAGACCUUUGAGCACACGCCCGACCUCGACAUCCGCGACCUCAUCUCGCUCGACGACGUCAUGGAGGAGAUGGGCCUCGGCCCCAACGGCGGCCUCAUCUACUGCUUCGAGUUCCUCAUGGAGAACCUUGAUUUCCUGACGGAGGCGCUCGAGUCCCUGACGGAAGAGUACCUCAUCAUCUUUGACAUGCCCGGCCAGAUCGAGCUCUACACGCACGUGCCCAUCCUGCCAUCGCUCGUCAAGUUCUUGACGCGCGCCGGUUCCCUCGACAUUCGCCUGUGUGCCGCCUACCUGCUCGAGGCCACGUUCGUCGUCGACCGCGCCAAGUUCUUCGCCGGCACGCUGAGCGCCAUGAGCGCCAUGAUUAUGCUCGAGGUGCCCCACCUGAACAUCCUCAGCAAAAUGGACCUGGUGCAGGGCCAGGUGCGCAAAAAGGACCUCAAGCGCUUCCUGACGCCCGACGUGCAGCUGCUCGAGGACGACCCGGCGGCCGCAGCCGCCGGCAUCGACGACAGCGAGGCCGUCGCGGCCGACCCGCAGGACAAGGCGCAGCUGAUGCGCGGCACGAGCUUCCGGCGGCUGAACCUGGCGGUGGCGAACCUGAUUGACAGUUUCAGCAUGGUGUCGUACUUGAAGCUGGACGCGUCGAAUGAGGACAGCGUGGGCGCGAUCCUGAGCUACAUUGACGAUUGCAUCCAGUUCAACGAGGCGCAGGAGCCCAAGGAGCUCAAGGACGACGAGUUUGACGAUGAGGAGAUGUAG
Sporothrix brasiliensis 5110 is the source of this 891-nucleotide messenger RNA. RefSeq lists its product as uncharacterized. Lineage: Eukaryota; Fungi; Ascomycota; Sordariomycetes; Ophiostomatales; Ophiostomataceae. Gene Ontology annotation, molecular function: GTPase activity. The transcript is spliced from 2 exons. The coding region runs from base 1 to 891 and encodes 296 amino acids. The record is from RefSeq and is a predicted model, not a curated record.